Molecule: messenger RNA, 624 nt
Organism: Drosophila willistoni
Lineage: Eukaryota; Metazoa; Arthropoda; Insecta; Diptera; Drosophilidae
Exons: 2
Coding region: 1-624 (207 amino acids)
Source: RefSeq, a predicted model, not a curated record
AUGAAGCAUUCGGAGCAACUGCUACUCAAACGUGGUUAUGCUGAGCCCCCCGAUGCCUUGGGGGGCAAAGCAAUUAAUAUGAAACAAGCCUUGCAAUUGGUACGAGAUCGACGUGUGGAAUUUCUAGCCCAUGCUUAUGCCUUGUUUAUGCCAGACGAAGGGAUCGAGAAGAGCUACCCUCUGUUGGUGGUGCAGUGGUGUCUGGUAGUGCCCACUUCGAUAUCUGUUUCAACGUACUUUUAUCCUCUGCAACCUUUCGAUUUCAUGGUGUGGUUUUUUGUACUUGGAGCAUUUGUGGCCUUAAUUUUGCUGGAACUUUUGUGGUUAAGCAUUGGCAAAAAGACACUUGGUAGUAUUUUGACUGUUAAUCUCUUUCAUGCCCAGAUCAAUACAAUGGAUGAUCUAAUACGUGACCAAUUACCUGUGAUGAUUAUCGAUUAUGAGCUGGAAUUCUUAUUGCAACUUCACAAGGAAUUGCCGGAGGAGUUUGUAAAACUUCUAAGGCCAGUCGAUAGUGGGAUAUUUGCAGAGCAUCAAACCAACUUUAAUUGCACCCACGCCUACUUUGUCACAGAGGAUCAGUGGCAAUUUCUUGAUGAGCAGCAAAAACUCUUGAAUUUAUAA